UAUGUUUCACGGAUUAAUUACCCUCAACAAAUUUUUUUUUUUGUAGAUUUUCUUUGUAAAAAAAAAAGGGUCUAAAAGUAAUAAAAAUAGCAUUUGAUUUUGUGCUUAGAGUUAAGAGUGAUCAAACUAAAUGCUCAGACCAAAGACCUUCCGUGAACCGCUGACCGCUCUCCUCCUCUCCUUCCACCAUCACAACCUGAGACCCUUAACCACCGCUGCCACCACCUCCACCGCCACAACUCUUCCUCAUCCCACCAGUCCCAUAACACCAAUAAACGAAGCCCACCUUCUCAGAGUCUGCACAAUCCUGUACCAACAACAGAACUCCCCAGGCACCAAACUCCACAACAGCCUCACCAGCACCCCUUUCCACCUAACCCAUGAAUUUUUCCUCCAAGUCUGCAACAAAUUCCCAUAUUCAUGGAGACCCGUCUACAAAUUCCACCAAUUCACCCAAAGCCAACCCCAUUUUCACCACACCUCCAUCACCUUCAACAAGAUGCUUGAUGUCGUUGGCAAGGCAAGAAACAUAGACCUUCUCUGGAACUUGCUUCAAGAAAUCGGCCGUCUUCGGUUGGUUACUACUAAAACUUAUAUCAUUGCUUUGAAAGUGCUAGCUUCUGCUAGAGAAUUAAAGAAAUGCGUCGAGCUUUUCCAUAUUAUGAAUGGGCUUGGAUUUGUUUGCAGUUUGGAUACUCUGAAUAAGGUAGUUGAGGCUUUGUGUAAGGGAAAACUUGUUUUGGAGGCUAAUCACGUUGUAGUCAAGUUGAAAGAUAUUAUUAGGCCGAAUUGGAUUACCUAUAGGUGGCUGAUUUAUGGUUUUUGUGAUGUGGGGAAUUUGAUUGAGGCCUCAAAGUUGUGGAAUUUGAUGGUAGAUGAAGGCUUUGAGCCAGACAUCGAUACAGUUGAGAUAAUGCUGGAGACCCUUUUUAAAAAUAAUAAGUUUGGUGAUGGGAUGAAGCUUCUUCAGUCAAUGAGGGUGAAGAGGAUAGACGAUUUGGGGGUGUCUACGUAUCGGCUUGUGAUCCACUGGUUGUGCAAGAAGGGGAAGUUGGCGGAAAGUUAUGUGGUGUUUGAGGAAAUGCGUGAGAGAGGAAUUAAACCGGAUAAUGCUACGUUGGGGUCUAUAGUUUAUGGGCUAAUGAGUAGAGGAAGGGUGAGGGAGGCUUAUAAGGUUGUUGAUGGGAUCGAAGAACCGGAUAUUAGUGUUUAUCAUGGGAUGAUCAAGGGGCUUUUGAGAUUAAAAAGUGCAAGUGAAGCAACACAAGUGUUUAGGGAGAUGAUAAAGAAGGGCUGUGAGCCAACAAUGCAUACGUAUGUUAUGUUGCUGCAAGGACAUUUGGGGAAGCGAGGGAGGAAGGGAUCUGAUCCGUUAGUGAAUUUUGAUACCAUUUUCGUUGGGGGUUUGGUGAAAGCAGGGAAGUCUUUGGAAGCAACCAAAUAUGUGGAGAGAGUGAUGAAUAGAGGACUUGAAGUCCCAAGGUUUGACUACAAUAAGUUCUUGCAUUAUUAUUCCAAUGAAGAAGGUGUGAUAAUGUUUGAGGUGAUGAAUAAGAAGCUAAGAGAGGUUGGGUUGUUUGAUCUAGCUGAUAUAUUUGCUAGGUAUGGGGAGAAAAUGGCAACGAGGGAUCGAAGGAGAAACAGAACAGUUGAGCCAAUUGAAUAGAGUUGAAAGAGUACGCUUUUUACUGGCUUGUUAUGUGUAAAGGCCAUUUCAGAUUGUUCUUGAAGGUCAAGUUAGGAAAGUGGAUCUGGUACGGUGGCUUUUGAAAAUAUGUUGCUUGAACUGCAAUUCCCAUUUUGCAGAUGUGGUACUCCUUGUACAAAAAGAAAUACCCCAUUUCUGGCCAG
Messenger RNA from Coffea arabica (coffee), 1851 nucleotides. Its product is annotated as putative pentatricopeptide repeat-containing protein At1g26500. Lineage: Eukaryota; Viridiplantae; Streptophyta; Magnoliopsida; Gentianales; Rubiaceae. The record is from RefSeq and is a predicted model, not a curated record. Gene Ontology annotation, molecular function: protein binding.